AAAUAAGUCACUUACACGUCUUUGUCUUCGUAUAGGCGGCAUUGACAGGUUUGGCGUUAAUGUUGCUCGUAACCAGCUCGAUAGAGCAACAAAAUGUUUCGUUAUUUCCAUCUCCCUCUCAUUCGAUUUUGCUGCCCAACAUGUCUACGACCAGCAACGAUUCAAUUUUAAUGGCAAACAAAACUGUGCAAACAGGUCAGUACUCGGCAGUGUCCACUGCCGUCAGUAUGUAUCACAAAUACAAAGCCAAGCAUAAACUAGAUAUAUUUGUUGGCUUUACACUAGAAGCGAAGUUAGUUCCAAGUAAGCACUUGAUUCCAGCGCACUUUGAAAUCUUAAGUCUCUCUGUUGGAAACAUGGCUUCACACUUGUUGACAAUUGUUGAGUAGAUUACUUGAAGUAAAAGUUGUCAAUCUCUCCGUUCAUUAGAAUCUUGGGACCGCUGCACGUGCACAUCGUGCACAAGGCUUCCAUUUCUUAUUAGCAAAGUGUGUUCACAAGUGUUGCGUAGCCCAUACUUGGAGGCGAACUUCGGCUUCUUUGAACUACGAACGUCUCCAUGGUCACCAAGUAAAGUUGAUGUAGGUACAUUUUACCCCUUCACACUCAAAGUAGGUUCCAAGUACACUUACCUUAUACCUGAAGAUCUAGUGUGAAGCCAAUAAUUGUCUUCUUUCAUGAUCAGUUUCAACUUCCACUGGGAUAAUGAGCUCUUCAGCGAAUGCAAGCUGGUCUAGUGAGACUGUUCUUAAUUCAGGUGCCUCUAUCAUCAGCCAGAUAACGGGAAGUACCAAGACAGAAAACAGUAAGUUUUUUUUCCGUAGACUACAUAGUUACUGUCAAACUCAGAAAACCGUGAACGCCUUAAAAUUUCAGGAAUGUUGAUUGUGUACUGGCAAAUCGCAAUAAAGUUCAGGACACGCGAGCAAACCUCGAAAACACAAACUAAGUUAUCUCGCGCCUUAUUGCUUUAUUUCUCGCAACACAAUAACAUUCCAUAAAUAUUUCUGGUGUUCACGGUUGUGUGAGUUUCACAGUAAUGUUCACAUUCUUUAAAUUGUAGAUCAAUAUUUGAAAAACACGCAUUAAUAAAAUGAAUUUGAAAGCAAUACCAGAGAAAAUGAUAAUUGAUGACAUAAUAGACCAUUGUAAUUGAAUAAUUUUGUAAAGAAGAAUGAUGAGAUGGGAUUAUUGCUAACCUUACGCGUAUCACAUGCUCAUUACCAAAAGCCACAACAAAUGCAAAAUUGAAAUUAGCGCGAAAAAAUUGCUGCUUGAUUGCAUCCUGUAACUUUUCUACCUUUUAUAAUUUUCCGAAAUUGUAUUUAAGUCCUUAGGAAAUAAGGAGAAAUCUUUAUUUUCAAUGCUGUGUUUGGCAUAAAAAAUAAGAAGCUGGCACAUUCUUAGUUUUAAUUUGUUUAACUUUCAAUCCACUUCAUGCCCAGCGACCAAAAGAUUGAGGGGUGUGUCAGGUCAAAGUAUAUACAACACUCACUUAUUGUUCAAAACACUGAAAUCUAUCUAAUCAGGAGGUAUAAGUGUCUGUUAGAGUUUGUUCCAUGUUCUGAUGGGAAACUGUGUUUGUAAACGGGGCGAAUAGUAUUGAAGAGGGAAGAUCUUUAGUGUUGGCGAGGAUAAACGAAGCCUGUGGUCCUUUACCUCUCCAAAAUGAAGGAAGCGUAGGGCAGAUAGAAAAACAUAACAAAAACAUAACGACAGAAUGACAAAGAUCAGUUCUUUCGUUAUACCGUUAUUUCCAAGUCGUUAUGUGAACAUGUUCACACCACAAACACAACGACAUAACCACCUUCUUAUGCCGUUAUGCCGCAAGUGUGAACCAGUCUUUAGAGCCCAUAACUGAAUAUUUUAUUUGUUCUCUUCACAGAUACAUUCUUUGUGGAAUUCAAAACGGAAGCUUCAAGAUGGAAUGAUGAUUUAACCAAAGAAUAUCAUGAUACAUAUAUCAAGACCGCUAAUAUGAUUGUUGAAAUAGUAAGUGGCGAAAAUUUUCCCUGUCAAAAUGGGUGCAGUAAAAACCCACGAGUAAGAACCUACAUUUUCUGGAGUUAGCCUAAAGAGGUUCUUAUUUAAAGGUCUCGGUAAAGGAAAACGAGGUGCCCACAGCAAAAAAUUCUACUCGCGCGAGUAUUUUCUCUACAAAGGCAAGUUAUAUAUCAAAUUAAAGCUAAAAGACUAAAUUACCUUAUAAAAGACUUUAUUUCAUCGAAUUUCAAAAGGCGCUUAAGUUUUUUGCUCUCGAACUCAGAGGUAUCAAGUUUACUGCUGAAGCUCCAGCCCUUCCGCGUUGUUAAAUAUUCACUUCCUUUUUAUUGCGUCUGAUUGAUAGAUAAAAGACCUAAAAAAGGGUGUGAGGAAAUUUGCAUUUGUCUCGUAUUAGCGGAAUUAUUGCAUUUCAAACUAAAAAGUCGAAUCUUGAGCGCGAUUUACGCAAAGAAACUGACAUAAAAUGAGUUACAAAGGGAAAUCGGAAAAUUCCUCACACCUUUUUUGAGUCUAUAUCAUUAUCCAUCAUAUCUGAAAGUUUCAAAGCGAUAGCUUAAAACCUGUCCCGACUGGAGGUCGGAGAAGUUUGCUUUUUGCGUCUAAAAUAGAGUGAGAGAAAAUCAGCUCUAAAGAUUUAGCGCGAGGUCCACGCUUGGCUGGUUAGCUCAGAAAAGGCUCACUUUAGAAGGGUUAAAAAGCACUUUCUAAUUUUCUUUUUCUGCCAAAAUAAAAUUUAGGACCCACUCAUGCCAAAAAUCCAAAAAAACCAAAAUCGAGCAAUGUACUAAAAUUUUCAUUUACCGAGACCUUAAAUGGUAGUUAACACAAUUUUAGGCUAUUUAGGUUCUUAAGUAGGUUCUUAUUUCAGUAAAAAAAAAAACAAAACAAGCUACAAAACAAGAUGGUAAUCAGCAUAUUUUUCAAUUUCAAAAUGCUAUACAACAAUAUUAAUCUCUUGCACUUUAUUUUUUACUACAUCAAUAAAUUAGCACUUUUAUUUGCACAGCAAUGCCAAGCUCCUAAUUCUCCAAACAGGAUUCUUGCACAGCUUUGCCUCUUCAUUUCACUAAUAUGAUUUUUCAUUUUCUAGGCUAAACAGGUUCUUCUUUAUAGGGGGUAUAAAUGGCAAAUUUUAAGCUAACAGGUUCUUAAUUCUCAGGUUCUUACUCGCGGGCUUUUACUGUAUUAUUUUCAUCUUCUUGGUGUUGUCAGUCCUUGUCUUCUUCUCAUUUCUUGCAGUAAUUCUUUGUUCUACGUCUUGGAAAAGUCUUAUUUCUAGCCUUUUUUUUCUAGUAGGCCCUCACUACGAUGACAACCACAAGCAAAUCUUUUAUUGUUUUUAAUAUUCUGCAUAGGCGUACGGGCAAUUUUUUGCCAGGGGGGGGCGGUAAACCAUUUGCCCAAAAAAUUCUCGCAAGUUGCCCAAAUUUUUACGAAACAGUAGAAAAGAAACGAGGGCCAUACGAUGCAAUAAUGUAGGCCGUACUGGCAUAUGAAGGUGGCUCGAUGCUAUGUUUUUCAGGGUCAAUACCUCCCAAUUUUGAGAAUAACUACGUCGCCAUAGACAAACAUUUGGAAAAAUUGCUACCAUAGUUUAAAGUUUAAAGUUUAAAGUUUACCAUAGAUAAAGAUGAAAAUUUAUCAUGAGCAGGGUUUUAAUGACGUCGGAAUUGUCAUAGCAACGAAAUGACGUCAUUGUCUAUUUUACUUGCAGCAAUAUUUCUCGGCACUGGGAACUGUUCCGACAAAAUUGUUCUCGGGAGCUUUUUUCUCCAAUAGUCGCCUCGAUAUUCGUGAAGUUAAAAAGGAAUCUAUAGGAGUGUUAUUGGGAUAUUUUGGGAUGAAGUUUUUAUCGUUAUAAAUAUGGUAAAAAAAAUCUUGAUGUUUGGCCGUUAUUUGUAGAAAACGAAGCUCUUUUGACAUGCAAUUUCACCUCAUGGUAGCUUCAAUCUUUUGAAAAAUGUGUGUAAAAGAUAUGAUCAUCGAGAUAGCUCCGGCCGAUUGCUAGAGACAAGGAUUUCAUUAGUAUCGAGGCGCUCUUGUUAGCGGUUUUGUAAACAUUUCGGUCUACUUUAAUAAAUUAUUGCUUGAUAGAUUUUUAAACAAAUUUAAUAUUCUUCUCGUAAUUCGAGCUGAGUACUAGUCAGCCACUUCUUCAUUUUCACACCCACUGUUGCUGAUGCUAUCUGCCAUACACUAUUCUACGAGCGGAGAUGAUUCUAGAAAGAUAUGCGGAAGUUUAUUCUAAUCAAUUCACGACUGGAAAGAGCCCAUUCCAAUCAGAGCAGUGCAGCACAGUGCUCAACAAUAAAAAACUAUAAAUAUGUAAAUCAACAAAUGAUACCCCUCCCUAUAACCAGAAACUCAUCACGUGCUAGGAAACCACUGUGAGUGUCUCGAGAGAAAGUAACUGGAUUAUUACGCUGACUUCAGGAUUUUUUCAGUUUAAAAUAGAAAAUAUUUGUCUCUUUAGAAUAAUAAAAAAAACAUGGAAACGUCUUUGAAAACUGGCUUUGCCCAAAUUUUCUCUUGCUGCCCAAAAAAUCUGAGUUGCCCAAAAUUUUGGGGGAGGCUGCAUUUCCGUUUUCAUCUCUCCACACGAGUACUGACCGGAAAAGGGGAAUUGUUUUGAGACUUUUCGGGGACCCUUUUUAUCAAGAUACAUGUGGACGGAAAGUUAUAGCCAGUUUCCGAUUCAUGAGGACAUGAAUUAACAUUGUCAUACUUUACUGCAUCCGUGAAUUACUGCAUGAAUUAACGUUAUAGAACUGCACGGGUCCCACUCAACUAAAAAAAUAUGACUGAAAGUCUUUUUCUUUAGUAAGCCGGGGCCAGAAUCAAUUAAUAUCUUUCCUUUUUUAGGUAGACGAGCUCCAUUCAAAUAUGUCUGCGUAUGAAGGUAGUUUUGUCAUUAGUUUUAGGUAAGCGUGUUUUUAAUUCCUUGUUUCUCGUUAAGGCUACAAAAGGUUCCCCCAUCCUGUCAAGUAACAGUCCUCAGUGUCACUUUAACGCUAUUUUUAAAACAGGGAAGGUGUGUAUGUUUCGCUAAAGCUGCAGUUUAAGGGAGGAGACAUCAAUAACCUCCACGUUUUCAUCGACUUUUUACGUGCUGGUGGAGGGCGCUCACUGCGGACAGACAAAGUUUAUCUGAAGCUUGGAAAGACAGGUAAAUGUAUUCAUAAGACCGUAAAUUGUUACUCUUGACGAAGUGAAGACAAAUUUUACAACUUUGUUUUUAUUACCAUAGAAGACAGUCUAGUUGCCUAAAGAGAAACAGUAAGGAUAAAAUGAAUUUGAAGCGUUAUAUAUUUAGGAGUAUCAAAAAGCGCCAGAAACAAAGCUUUGGAGAAAAUUACCUGUGUCUAUGGAAAGACCUAAGCUUGUGUAAUGUAAUGAAAAGGGUUCUCCUUUGCUGUUCAGGUGUAUGUCAGACAAACGAGUUGUUCUGUCAUGUUCAAUCCAUUUCUUCCGUUUUUUCGUUCUCUUCGUUUCCUCCCUUCUUAUCAACACCAUUCUAUUGAAAUGUGAACCUUCUUAAAUUUGGGCCUUCAAGAAAUUCUUAAAUAGCUCUUUUUACCUUUCCUACCAUUGUUUACUCAAGAAUAUACCACAAAAAUAUCAACAAUGCCAAUGAGCAAAUAAUAAAUAAUGAAAAGGUGUAGUUGAAUUCCUGCAGUUUUUAUUCAGGAAACUGCUUCACAUUACUUCGUAAACUGGGGGUAAUACCCCCAGCCCAGCUUGUGAGCGAGUGUUACGAAGGCCCUUCCAUCGUAAAAUCAAUUGCAAAAUACCGGCGACCUAGCCUUAAAAGAAGUUUAGUCGCGUUUUAAAAUACAUUGGUCAUGAGCCAGUCAAUGCGACAAGUCAUUGGGCUGAGCACAGAAUUUUUCCAAACUUUGAGUCAGGAACGGCAUAAAAAAGAGUGCACUUUAACGGUUGAAUACACCUGCAAGCAAGGUUUACAUAAAAAAAAACUGGCUCCUAGCCGCCUACGUUGAAAGCUGAAUACUAGAGAUUUUCUUGGUUAAACCUUCUCUUGUACCACCCAAAUAAUUGAAAGUUUACCUGAAAUUGUAAACUAACAUGAUAUAACAACCCUGAAUAGGCAAUUGUCAUAUUUUAUACCCGAUUUUGUCUAAAAGAUCAAAGGCUUUCCACUGAAGGAAAAAUCUUUUCAAGGUACUGCAAAAUGAAAAAAAACUUGACGGAGGGGUUCCAAUCCCCUCCCACCCCCCUUGUGCCACGGUGGGUGUGCGUCCGAGGGUUGAACCAGGGAAAAUAACAAUCUAUUCAACCUUAUCUGGGUUUUCUUCUCCUCAAGACAACAAAGUGAGAUCGGAAACAUUUGUGACGUCCCCCAACCAUAGGAAAAAUGCCUGACCAUAUUCUAGAAAAAGAUGCUACACUGGCGCCCGCUGGGCGAGUUAUGUUGCUGGCCUAUUGCUCCUAAUGUCUAUUAUUAUACCAACUGACGAUGUUCUUUAUUCACUUUUAGCUGACUGUUUUAUAGCUUAUAUCAACACGAAACUAUGUGACUGCAUGUCGAUGACUUAUAAACGCCAAAUUACAUGCCGUCAGCCAGAGAUAUAUGGUGGCAAGGACUGUCCAGAAGAGUGCGACUCUGGGCAUGUAAUUGCAGGCUCAAUCUCUUGUUCAUGGGACGACUUAGAUGCCAUGAAGUGUAAUGCUGAAAGAGUAAAGCCUUUAAGCAUAAUGACAGCGAUUAUACUCAUCUACACGAGAUGUCUGUUAGAAGGUCGUUUGACAUAAUCACUCGUUUUCCCUUUUCUUGGUAAAGGUCCCACACCAGAAAAUAUGUUCCUACGCAAUAAAAGUUCUUGUAAAAUGGCAAAGCGUGCUUUUCUUUGAAGGUACA
This is a messenger RNA of Porites lobata, 6880 nucleotides long. The record is from the annotation of a GenBank genome assembly. NCBI's taxonomy places the organism in Eukaryota, Metazoa, Cnidaria, Anthozoa, Scleractinia, Poritidae.